UCCGACUCCACUGCCCUCCCCGCCCCAGUCGCGCCGAGGGGCGGGGCCCAGCCGGCCGCCAGGAAAUGCCCAGGAGUCUGUGUCACCUGCCCCCGAAGACUUGUUGAUUCCCAGGAGCGCUGCCUUUUAGUUCUGCCUCCACCCGCCCCCCGCCCCCCGCGCCGAGACCAGAGGACGAUCUCGCUUACCUGCUACCCCGACGCGGCCCGGGGAGCUCCUGAGACACUCCCGGGACCGCUCACCCCUCAAAUCCACAGCCAUGAGCAAGUUGGGCAAGUUCUUUAAAGGGGGAGGCUCUUCUAAAAGCCGAGCUGCUCCAAGCCCCCAGGAGGCCCUGGCCCGACUUCGGGAGACCGAGGAGAUGCUGAGCAAGAAACAAGAGUACCUGGAAAAUCGAAUCCAGAGGGAACUCACUCUGGCCAAGAAGCACGGCACGCAGAAUAAGCGAGCUGCAUUGCAGGCACUAAAGAGAAAGAAGAGGUUUGAGAAGCAGCUCACUCAGAUUGAUGGCACACUUUCCACGAUUGAGUUCCAGAGAGAAGCCCUGGAAAAUUCACACACCAACACUGAGGUGUUAAGAAACAUGGGCUUUGCGUCAAAAGUGAUGAAAGCGGUUCAUGAAAACAUGGAUCUGAACAAAAUAGAUGAUUUGAUGCAAGAGAUCACAGAGCAGCAGGAUAUUGCCCAAGAAAUCUCAGAAGCCUUUUCUCAGCGGGUUGGAUUUGGUGAUGACUUUGAUGAGGAUGAGUUGAUGGCAGAACUUGAAGAAUUGGAGCAGGAAGAAUUAAAUAAGAAGAUGACAAAUAUCCGGCUUCCAAAUGUGCCUUCUUCCUCCCUCCCAGCACAGCCGGAUAGAAUGCCAGGGAGAAUGUCAGGCGCGUCCUCCGCUGCACAUCGAUCCCGAGCAGCGUCUUCCAGGAGGGCAGAAGAGGAUGAUGAUAUCAAACAAUUGGCAGCUUGGGCUACUUAAACUGAAAUGGAAUUCGUUGACACCCAAAUCAGUGAGCUGUACAUAAGACAUAAAAAAAUGUUUUUGCCAUGUUCAGAAGUUAACAAAGACCCUGUUUUAUAUUUUCACUGGAUGAGUAAUUGUCUUUUAAGCCUUAUAAAUAAAAGUUAUAAAGAAUCAUGUGUAGACAUCCAGUCAGGGAUGGAAAGGGACUUUCUGCUAGCAUCUUGGAGGAUCUCCCCAUGCUGAUGGGAUGGGGCAUUCUAUCUUGUUACAUGCUACUGUAUUUCCAGUCCCGGCACAUAGUAGUGCUCUCUAUACAUUUGUUGAAAGAAAAUGGAUUUCUAUUAACAUAUAAAACAUGUAACAGUUUAUAAGCCAUGUAAAAGGGUUGUGUUGAUAGCUAGAGAAAAUAACUUUCUUUUCUAAGUGAAUGCAAGUUGGUUGUGUGUAUCUGUUGGAACAUAUCUAUCCCAUGGUAAAUGCAAAUAUACCAUGGCUCUUGUAGGAGAGACUUCAUUUAGGGAAGUCUUGUGUGAGUCUAUACACAAGUAGUUUCACUUGAGUUUUGCAGUUUAAAAUCUUACAGGAGCUUUAAUUGACAUUUAUUAUGGCAAUGAAGCUUGGAAUGGGGCAAUGGAUGCAUUUCCCAAAAUGUUUGAGAGCACUAACAGCUUACACUGCUGAGCGAGGAUCUCCUGGGUAUAAUUUAGCCACUUAGGAAGCCAUGUUAACACUCCCAGGCCAUCAUGAUGCUGUUGUGGCUUCAGCAUGCUGAAAAUGUGAAUGUUCAUGUUUUUUCUAUUCUGUGCUUUCUUGUACAUUUAGUUACCCUUUAUGGCAUAUUCCUUGUAAAUACAUAAAAAUAGAGGCAAUUAAAAGUAUAUCAUGAAUAAAAUUUUGGUCAUAAUUAUUUUUAAGUGAAAAUAAAUGACAAAAUUAUGUAUUGCCCAUAAUAUGUCAUGGACCAUAAAAAUGACAAAUGUCAUCAUAUAAAAUGUUCUAGUAUUCCCUACAUCUGCUGGGCUACAUACUGGAAUGGAUAGAACACGACAGCUGGGGGUAAGAGUCCUGGAUCCCAGCCCCUGCUCUGCUGCUAAUGCAGUAUGAUCAGCCAUGUCAUAAACUCUGAGCCUCUGUUUCUUCAUUGGGAACUCUAAGGGUUGGACUUGAUCUCUAAUGGGUCCAUCCUGCCGCAGGCCUUUUGCAUAUGCUGUUCUUAGCAGUCUUCCCAUUGUCCACACACACAUACCAAAACUUAUUCCUUAAAUCUUAGUUAAAAUGUUCUUUAUUUUUGGGAAGCUUUUCUUGAUUGCACAGAUUAAAUCAAGUCUCCCUAUUAUAUGCUUUCACAGUACUCUGCUCUCUCUCUAAUCACCUAUCAGGGUUUAUAUUGCUUGAAUGCUUACUUGUUUUUGUUCUUCCCUUCAUGCCCCAUGAGGGCAUGAACUGUGCCUCUUCCAGUUCGAUAGUGCAUCCCAGGACUCUGCACAGUUCCUAAUAUAUAGUAGGUAUUCAAUAAAUAUUUACUGAAUGAAUGACUAUGAACUUUUUACAUCUUUUGGGCCAUGAUAGAAAUCCAGGAACUGGAUUUACUUCCCACUCUCAAAGAACUAGACAACUGGACAAAAUACACGAAACAAUAGUUUACAGACAUUGGACAAUAGGCAGCACUAGACUGAGAUUCCUGAGAGGGAGACAAAUGACAAAUGAAGUGAGCACUUCUGGUGCCACCCCCCCACCUGCGAACCUCUGCUUGCUGCCUUUGCAGGGAUAGCUUGGUGGUCUUACUGAGUAGAGGAAAUUUGUGGGGAAGGUACCUGCACGUGUAUGUGCGUGCGCGCGCGUGCACACACACACACACACACACACAGUUUAAUAAACCAUGGUCCUGUCAUCAUGUGUAUUUCUCGCCAUGAGCUCUAUCCCAAGCUCCAGUCAAGUACAAGUUAGAGGUUUCCUCUGGUUUUCCUGCCAUCCCUUCAGUAUCAACAUCUUUGUGUCACAGCCUACUUUCUUUGAUAUUAGUAUAGCCACUCCAGGUCUCUCUUGGUUACAGUUUGCAUGGAAUAUCUUCUUCCAUCUUUUUAUUCUCAGUCUGUACCUGGGCUUCAGUCUAAAGUGAGUCCUUUGUAGACAGCAUAUAAUUGGAUAUUGCUCUUAAAAAUCCGUUCACCAAUCUCUGCCUUUUAACUGGAGAGUUUAAUCAUUUCCUUUAGUUCUUUAGAAAUUGUUUUAGCUCUUUGAACAUAUUUAAAAUAGCCAAUUUAAAGUCUUCAUCUAGUAAGUUUAACAUCUGGGCUUUUUAAAGCACAGUUUCUAUUCUAUACCACUGUGGGUUUUUGUUUUUGUUUUUUUCCUCUGUGUGUUGACCGUACGUUUUUGUUCCUUUGUGUGUUUCACAAUUUUUUGUUGAAAACAGGACAUUUUGAAUAUUAUAUAUUUGAAUAGUAUAACCCACUUUUAGUGUUUGUUGUUGAUUCUUGUACUUGUUUGUUUAGUUACUUUUCUGAACUAAUUUUAUGAAGUCUGUAUUCUUUGUUGUAUGUGUCCAUUGAAGUCUCUAUUCCAAUAAUGGUCAGCUAAUAAUUGGCCACAGACUUCAUGAAACACUUGGAACCAAAAUAUAUUGUAUAAACCAACAGAUUCAGCAUAAGGUCAUGAGUAACACUCUGUACCUUUUAUGAAUCCCUAAUAAUGAUCUACAUGAUUCUUAAUAUUUCAGUAAGACUUGUUUCCUUGAAUGUGACAUAUGUAAAGUCUGCACUACCUGGAAAAUAAAGCUUAU
This is a messenger RNA of Zalophus californianus (California sea lion), 3737 nucleotides long. RefSeq names its product charged multivesicular body protein 4C (gene CHMP4C). The record is from RefSeq and is a predicted model, not a curated record. Gene Ontology annotation, biological process: vesicle budding from membrane; late endosome to vacuole transport via multivesicular body sorting pathway. NCBI's taxonomy places the organism in Eukaryota, Metazoa, Chordata, Mammalia, Carnivora, Otariidae. The coding region runs from base 260 to 970 and encodes 236 amino acids. The transcript is spliced from 5 exons. Gene Ontology annotation, cellular component: ESCRT III complex; cytoplasmic side of plasma membrane; multivesicular body.